AUGGCUACCCCCAGUGUCCUUACCUUUGAUGCUGAGGGUCGUGCUCUUGACUUCGAGGUCUGGGUCGAUAAUCUGCAGCUUUUCCUACAGUUCAAUAGGGCAGACGGACUCUCCUUGUUCGAUCUCACCUCUGGUGCCUCUCCUGCCCCGCCUGCUGAUGCUGACAGCACUGUUCGCUCACAGUGGGCCACGCGCGAUGGUGCUGCCCGUCUUGCUGUGCUUGCACGCUACUCUUCCCCUGCCAUUGCUGCUCUUAGCCGUCUCAUACUGCCGUACCUGUUUCCUGACCUCGCCGCCUUUCCCACUGUCGCUGACCUCGUUACGCACCUUCGCACUAGUGACACCCGCUACCGCGUUGCGCUUCCUGCUGAGUUCUGCGCCAAGAACCCCCCCCCCCCCCCCAUGUACAUCACCCUCUACUACAUAGUCACCCGGCUCCCUGACUCCCUUCGCUCGGUCAGGGACCACUUCCUCUCUGUUUUCCCCACCACACUCAUCGUUGACCUCCUCGAGGAGCGCCCCCUGGCAGCUGAGAAGAGUAUAGUCGCUGUAGGAGCCUCUAGAGGUGACCCGCGUGCCCCUGUCUUUGAGGGGUGCUCCCCCUCCCCCCUUUUGCCCUCUGUUGCCUCUGCUGCUGCCGUCGACUUCGUUGGCACCGAGUCGGACGGUGUUGCGUCUGACCCUAGCGGGCGACGCCGCACCGGCAAGGGCAAGGGGGGCAAGGGCACUGGAGGGGCUGGCGGGGGCGGUAGAGGUGGAGGUGGAGGAGGCGGAGGGAGUGGGGGUGGUGGUGGGAGUGGUGGCGGGGGUGGGGGCUUCGGUGGCGGCGGUGGCGGCGGCGGCGGUGGCGGUGGGAGCGGAGGAGGAGGCGGUGGCGGCGGUGGCGGAGGUGGUGGCGGAGGAGGUGGAGCUAGUCGGGGUGGCUCUGCACAGCGGGGCGGCUUAGGUGGUGGUCAGCGCCAGCAGCAGCAGCGCAAUCGUGAGACCCUGUCCCCCCAGCAGCUUCGUGAGUGGUACGCUGGGCGUCAGCGAGGUGGGGGUACUGGUCCCUGUACCUACGUCCUCCAUACUGGCGACCGCGCUGGUGAGCAGUGCGGGGGCUCGCACUCCACCCAGCGCUGCUUCCGCCGCCUGACGGACGCUUGGAGUCACCAGUUCCCUGACACCAUUGAGAUCCCUCGCUGGGGAGAGCUGUCAACGGCGGGGGUUGCUAUCUUUGAUCUUGACUAUGAUGCUAUUCUUGCUGCCAUGUAUGCUGUGUCUACUAGUGAUGAGGGUGACUGUUACCUGUGUGUUUUGCCUAGCCCGGGCAUUGAGGCUGCUGCUCUAGGUGCUGGUGAGGCUGCUGCUCUAGGUGCUAGUGCGUCUGCUGCCCCAGGUGCUGGUGAGUCUGCUAUCUCAGGUACCACGUCGGCUCAGGCCUUACACACCUUCACCCUUGACUCGGGUGCUUCCCGCUCCUUCUUUCGAGACCGCACCACGCUUACGCAGCUUAGUCGGCCGGUUGUGGUCUCCCUGGCAGACCCCUCUGGGGGUCCUGUCCUUGCUCGCUUCUCCACUGUCUUACCGUGUCAGGCAGCCCCCUCUGGCACCCUAACAGGUCUCUACCUCCCCUCGUUCUCUACAAACUUGGUGAAUGGUCUUGAUCUACAGGAUGGGGGGGUUGACCAGUUCACUCCUGUGAGUCAGCGGGUGACCCAGUGUACGUGUGCUCGGACGGGCCGACACUUGGCCACGUUUACCCGUCGACCGAGGUCGAGCCUGUACACACUGACUACUGAGUCUCCUCCGGUUGCUGAGUCUGAUCAGGUAGCUGCGUCGAGUCAGGUGUUUGCUGCAGCGUCCAGGUUUGGUCCUGAGUCUGCUCCCUGCUCAUGUCGUCUCCUGUCCCACCAGACUCUCCUUUGGCACCACCGCCUUGGUCACCCCUCCCUGCCUCGUCUCCGAGGCAUGGCCUCCCGUGUCCUUGUCUCUGGUCUCCCACGGUCCCUCCCUCCCCUCCCUCCGGGGCCUGCCCCUACCUGCGUUCCCUGCGUCGAGGGGCGGCAGCGCGCCGCCCCUCACUCCUCCGAGUUUCCUCCGACAGAGGCUCCUCUGCAGACUCUUCACAUGGACGUGUGGGGCCCAGCCCCCGUCCGUGGCCAGGGUCAUGAGCGUUACUUCCUGUUGGUGGUUGACGACUACUCGCGUUACACCACGGUGUUCCCCUUGCGCAGCAAGGGUGACGUCACUAAGGUGUUGAUCGACUGGAUCGCAGCUCGUCUCCAGCUUUGA
Molecule: messenger RNA, 2274 nt
Organism: Closterium sp. NIES-65
Lineage: Eukaryota; Viridiplantae; Streptophyta; Zygnematophyceae; Desmidiales; Closteriaceae
Source: the annotation of a GenBank genome assembly